Messenger RNA from Selaginella moellendorffii, 2480 nucleotides. Its product is annotated as glutaminyl-peptide cyclotransferase. Bases 1040 to 1900 code for a protein of 286 amino acids. The transcript is spliced from 12 exons. The record is from RefSeq and is a predicted model, not a curated record. Gene Ontology annotation, molecular function: glutaminyl-peptide cyclotransferase activity; protein binding. Lineage: Eukaryota; Viridiplantae; Streptophyta; Lycopodiopsida; Selaginellales; Selaginellaceae.
CUUGGAAGUCGUGAUGGUGUUGGGUAUUCAUCCUGAUGAAAUCGUUUCCAUAAGCAUAGCGAAUGACUUCAUCCAUGCUGUCGCCCCUGUUUCAGGAAAAGAAGAACACGAUCAUAUUAAGCAAAGAUUGACGAAGACACCACUUUGGUUCAAACCUUUCGAGCGGUGUGCCGUAGACGUGGUCUGGAUUUACUACCGAUGGAAGUGGAGCAACGUUUGCCUGGUACAAAGCAAGGUUGUCAUGGUGGAACUAGCAAUUCGAGGUAAAGUUUACCAGUCUCUGCUUGACUUUGAGCUUGAUUGGGUGCUCUCUUCGGUACAUUCUCUGUUCGUCUGCCCGUGUGACUUUCCUGAGAGAAGGAAGUGGCGAAAAGAAGAAAAGUUUGAGUUUUGGAGUGUUGGAUCUUACAUUUUCGGAGCCUUCUUGUUCAUAGCUCGCAGAUCAGUGCCUUUGGCAGCGCUUGGGUCAGGGACGUUCUCUCGGAAGACCAUCACUGCGAGGAACCAAUACCCGAGAGAAUACUCGUUGAGCACUCCAUAGAUGAAGUUGUCGCUGGGAAGAUCCCUGGUGCAUCGUUUUCCCUGGAACGAGGAUUGACAUGAGCAAAGCCGAUGAAGAAACUUGACGCAAGAUAGAGGUACCGCUCCCAGCUUCGGUUUGAUGAGAAUCUCAUCCUUUGCAGAUGAGCUCCGGACAUUCCCCAUUCUGGGAUGAUCCGACUCGUCGUAAGUCAUGUUGCCUGGAUUCGACAUCGCGGAAGAAAGCUUGAAAGCGAUCCGCCAAAGCCGACUUCUUCGACCAAUCAGCUCGGCAGGCCUAUCAAAUUUUGAGAAUGCGAUAAUAUGCCAUUGCGCGGCAACCAAUUGGCGCCCACUCGUAGGCGCGUCAUCCGCACCGUCCACGUGUCCAGGUGUAUCGAAUUCAAAGUUUGAAUAAAAGAAUAUACCUAAAACUGACCUAUCUCUGUUCAAUGCUUGAUAUGCUAUUUUGAUUCUAACAAUGUGGGCUGGGAGAGAGGUGUAGGGUUCUUGGAUUCUUAUGAUCCAAGAAAUGGGGAAGAGGCGGCACCGUCUCUCGCUGGGCGGCGUGAUCUUCAGCGCCGGCGCCGUGGUUGCGCUCGUCGUUGUGCUGCUCGAGGUGUCGUCCGCCUCGAAGCCAAAGAAGGCGACUUCCACUCGCCAGGUGCCGAUCAAUUCGGGAUUUCGGAUCGUCCGUGAGUAUCCGCACGAUGCGAAGGCAUUCACUCAGGGGCUUUUGUACCAUGGAAACAAUACACUGUAUGAAUCCACUGGGCUGCAUGGAGAGUCGUCAGUACGUGAAGUUGAUCUUCAAACGGGAGAGGUUAGAAGGAUUUAUCGUCUGCAAAGCAGGGAUUUUGGAGAAGGAUUGGCACUUUGGGAAAACAAAUUUUUACAGGUUACUUGGCAAACUAACAAAGGAUAUAUCUACGAUGAGAAAACACUGAGUCUCCUAGGAACAUUCAAGCAUCCCAUGACGGAUGGCUGGGGAUUGACGCACGACAACAAGCAUAUCAUAGGAAGCGAUGGAAGCUCCACUUUGUACUUUCUAGACCCACACAGCUUUUCAGAGAUAAGAAGAAUCACAGUUAAGGACAAUGGAGAAGCUGUGGAGCUUUUGAACGAGCUGGAGUAUGUGAAAGGAGAGAUCUGGGCGAAUGUUUGGCAGAUGAAUUCUAUUGCUCGAAUCUCUCCCAAGGACGGUAGAGUCGUAGGAUGGAUAGUUUUGGAUGCACUAAGGAAGAAUCUCAUUUCUGCUGGAAACAGGAAUAUAGACGUGCUAAAUGGCAUUGCUUGGGAUGAGGAGCAAGACCGUCUCUUCGUAACUGGCAAGUGGUGGCCAAAGCUCUACGAGAUCGUUCUGUCCCCGGAACUCUAUUAGACACGCACAAAGUAGCACAAGCAACUGCUAUGGACGGUGGUAUUAUCAAUGUACAAUUCUUUCCAAUUUUAUUUUUUUUCCUCUCGUUUGCUCUGCUUCACAGGAGGUCCCAAGAUUGCAUUUUUGUCGAUCCAUCCAAGUCAGAAUGACGCUUCUCUCCACGACGACGCCGGGAGCACCGAACGGACAGUCUUGAGGUCCCGAAGCCAUUUGACGCGCUCGUAGCUAUCCCCGGGCGCGUCGGCGUCGCGCAGCAUGGAUCGCACCAGCGACGCCGUGACGCGCCAGGAGCAGAAGAGGAAGAUCCAGCCCAGUACCACCAGCCCCCACGCGAAGAAAUCCUCCGCCGCCACCAAUCCAUCGCCGUCCUCGUCGCCCAUCAUCUCCAAGACGACGCUCUCCAUCUCCGCCAUUUGGGAUUUCUUCUCUCCCUUCCUCGUCCCAUGCCAACACGUUGCCUGGACAAAAUUUAGGGCACACGCGGCACACAGCAUAUUCUGGGACGGGAGGGAUAUUCUAGAAUAUGCUUCUGUGCCGAGGCAUAUUCGGGGAGGCCUUUUAAAAAGCAGUUUCUAGAAUA